Messenger RNA from Bubalus bubalis (water buffalo), 2883 nucleotides. It is a transcript of the gene STS, whose product is annotated as steroid sulfatase. Gene Ontology annotation, molecular function: arylsulfatase activity. Lineage: Eukaryota; Metazoa; Chordata; Mammalia; Artiodactyla; Bovidae. The transcript has 11 exons. The coding region runs from base 180 to 2132 and encodes 650 amino acids. The record is from RefSeq and is a predicted model, not a curated record.
GGACACUGGGGGUCAGGAACGUCUGCAGUGGCCGUGGCGCGGUCCCUUGCACUGCGGAGAGCGUUUCAGCAGCAACCCCGCUUGCAUGGCACUCCCGCCUUCCGGCUAGGUCACCCCCAAACGCUUGCAGACGUCGGCAAAGGCUCCCGCGCCCGCCCCCCACACCCCCAAAUCGGCGGAUGGAGGACCAUGUCCUGCCUGUAAGAUGCUACCAACCAGACACAUUUCAAUCAAAUAUGUUUGUGGGCACCCAGCCAGUAUGUGAAUGGAUAAAGAAGAACGUUAAAAAACGCAUCUAUUCCAGUCCCGUCUCCCCUGAAAGAACCUUGUGGCGAUCAAUCCUGGUGACCCCCUCAUCUCUUGGAAUCACCGGAAUGCCAUGUAAAGGAAGGGACAUGAUGACCCUUCUGCUUCUGUUGCUGUUCUUCUGUGAGGCCCAGAGCCGGGCGGCAUCAAAGCCCAACUUCGUCCUGCUGAUGGCUGACGACCUUGGCAUCGGGGACCCCGGUUGCUAUGGCAACAAGACGCUCAGGACUCCCAAUAUCGACCGCCUGGCCAGAGGGGGUGUGAAGCUCACGCAGCACCUAGCAGCAUCACCCCUCUGCACGCCCAGCAGGGCGGCCUUCAUGACCGGCCGGUACCCUGUCCGCUCAGGAAUGGCAUCUCAGUCCCAAGUGGGAGUUUUCCUCUUCUCGGCCUCUUCUGGAGGACUGCCCCCCAGUGAGAUUACGUUCGCCAAGCUUCUGAAGGAUCAAGGCUAUUCCACAGCUCUGAUAGGCAAGUGGCACCUGGGCAUCAGCUGCCACGACCCGGGCGACUUCUGUCACCACCCGACCAGCCACGGCUUCGACUACUUCCACGGGCUGCCCCUGACCAACCUGCGGGACUGCAAGCUGGGCGAGGGCAGUGUGUUCACCCCGGCCUUCCAGCUGUUGGUGUUGCUGCCCAUGCAGCUCAUCACCGUGGCCCUGCUGACCCUGAUCGUGCUCAAGUGGCUGGGGCUCUUCCGGGCACCCCGCUGUGUCUUGCUUUUCCUCUUCCUUCUGGCCGCCCUAUUCCUCGGCCUCCUGCUCGGCUUUCUGCACUACUUUCGGCCGCUCAACUGCUUCCUGAUGCGGAACCGUGACAUCACGCAGCAGCCCAUGUCCUACGACAACCUCACGCAGAGGCUGACGGCAGACGCCGCCCACUUCUUACGUCGAAAUGCCGAGACCCCUUUCCUGCUUGUCCUGUCUUUCCUGCACGUGCACACAGCUCUCUUCUCUUCGAAGGAUUUUGCCGGCAAAAGUCAACACGGCUCCUACGGGGAUGCCGCUGAGGAGAUGGAUUGGAGUGUUGGGCAGAUCUUGGAUGUCCUCGAUGAGCUGAAACUGGCUAAUAACACCCUGGUGUACUUCUCCUCCGACCAAGGAGCUCAUGUAGAGGAGGUGACCCUCAAAGGGGAAGUUCAAGGAGGCAGUAACGGUAUCUACAAAGGGGGAAAAGCCAACAACUGGGAAGGAGGCAUCCGGGUUCCUGGCAUCGUCCGGUGGCCGGGAGUGAUCCAGGCCGGCCUGGAGAUUGAUGAGCCCACCAGCAACAUGGACAUCUUUCCCACGGUGGCCAAACUUGCGGGGUCUCCUCUGCCACAAGACAGGGUCAUCGAUGGCCGGGACCUGAUGCCCUUGCUUCAGAUGCAGACCCAGCGAUCGGAGCACGAGUUUCUCUUCCACUACUGCAACUCCUACCUGAACGCCGUGCGCUGGCACCCACCCAACAGCACAUCCAUCUGGAAAGCCUUUUUCUUCACCCCCAAGUUCUCCCCGGAGGGCGCCAACGGAUGCUUUGCCACGCACGUGUGUUUCUGUCACGGGCAGUACGUUACCUACCAUGACCCGCCCCUGCUGUUUGAGAUUUCCAGAGACCCCCGGGAGAGAAACCCGUUAACCCCGACAUCGGAGCCACGGUUCUGGGAGAUCCUGGAGGCCAUGCAGGAGGCGGCAGCCCGCCACGCCCGGACCCUUCAGGACGUCCCCAACCAGCUCUCCCUGGGGAACCUGAUGUGGAAGCCGUGGCUGCAGCUGUGCUGCUCGUCACUGGGGCUUUCCUGCCAGUGUGACCGGGAGGACCAGGAUGGGAGACAGAGCCCUUAGCCGUUAUCGGCAGCGUCUGGGGGUGCAUGGGGUGGGAGGAGCGCCCAGCCGGCAGCAUCAGGGAUGAGCGCCCAGGAUCGACCCUGGGGGGAGGCCGCCCUGGCCGCCUCCCUCCUCCCCAUGCACCUGGAGGCUCCGUCAACACCCCCUUCCACACACACACACACACACACACCUUUCCCCCCCCGGGGCGGGCAUCAACGUUUGAAAUAAACAGAGACACAGAUGUUACUUACAUCGUCUUCCGAGGCCAAUUGUUCACGUGGAUGGAUGACUGGGCAAUGAGUGUCCAACAUCUGUGUGGUUGAGGGCAGGAAGGGGCACAGGUGAGCUACUGACCUCUCAGACAGCGUGAUCCACGGCUGAAGACGUUGCUGACUUGAUGCACCGGCCACCAGGAUUUCCCCUAGAGAGCAUCGCAUGAGAGUGAAUCAAAUGUUAAGUGUUUACUGAAAUCUAACACGUGCCCCUUUUUUACCCUGCAUAAAAGAGCAUCUUGCCCAAUCACGGAUGAUGGUUAAGUUGCCAUCUUCUGGUUUCUGAAAGGCGAUUACGGUCAGUAUUAUUUGCAAAUACGUAUGAAACACUCUUCACGCUGUACAUGGGUAUGUGUCUUUCUUUGAGAAGCUUGCAAUAUUUAGAAGCUCAUCACUGUUGAAGGAGAAGCAACAGAGGCUUGCAGAUGUGUUUUGUGCGACCGCCUUUUGGUGAGCUCUCUCAGCGAAUGUCAAAGCUGAGACACACCUCUCCG